CACAUGUGGGUCCGUCCGUACAGGAUGCAGUAAAGGCUUUGCUUCUCCUUGGAUUGUCAUACCGUUAAUAUGAAAUGUAUCCGUUGUCCUCAUCGUGCGUUCAGGAAAGGGGACACGUAGUGAAUCCCUUUAUAUGGGAGAAUAGAAUUGUUUUGUACCAUGAAGAAAUGUCACCAAUGUGAAUACGGUGCUUUACCUGUCCUUCAGGAGUCACAUUAUAUGCGAUAUCAGAACACCCGCUUUGAACGGCAUGUUUUGGGGAAUACCGUAUCUGAUUUUGAGAAGGCUUAGAUCUCGCCUUGAGCCACGCGAGCCGAGAUACGAGCCGGUGCAUUAUGAGCAGAGGCCCAUCCGAGAAAAUAACAGGAGGCAGUCUUUAAGACGACGGAGACAACGGAUAUUCCCGGUGCGCGUGAACUUGUCUGAAAUUAACGAGCAUGAUAUUAAAUCACGCUACCACCUCAGUUCAGAUGCCAUCAUGUCUCUGUAUGAGCUGAUAAAGGACGAUUUAAUAUCCACAACAAAAAGAAGCAAUGCGGUUCCAGGAAUCGUGAAACUGUUGUGUGCCCUGCAUUAUUUUGCUAGCGGCUCGUUGCAAAGCACGGUGGCAGAAGUUGGAGGGAUAACCCAAAGCACUUUCAGCCGUGCCCUUUCCGAAGUCAUAUCCGCCAUUCUCAAACUCGCUGAUAAAUUCAUUAACUAUCCCAACGAUGACGCGUCUUUGGAACGUAUCAAAGAUGGCUUUUUAAGCAUAGCAGGAUUUCCGAAUGUAGUUGGUGCGAUAGGCUGUGCCCACGUGGCCUUGUCUCCUCCUGCCGAAAUAGAACAAAUAUACCGCAACAGAAUGCAUUACCAUUCCAUCAACGUACAGGUCGUGUGUGAUUCAAAUAUGAACAUUUUAGACGUGGUCUCCCAGUUUCCAGGAUCCACACGCAAUUCAUACAUUUUGAGACAGUCCGGGAUACACGAAAGGUUUGAAAGUGGAGACUUUAACGGAGGGUGGCUGUUAGGUGAGAGCUCCUAUGGUGUGAAAUCUUGGCUUUUGACUCCUGUAUGCAACCCAGCGACAAACGCAGAAGCAGAAUACAACUCGGCUCAUCGAGCCACUCAUUGCGUUGUGGAACAUACAUUCGGUGUAUUAAAAAGCCGCUUCCGAUGUUUGGACCAUUCUGGUGGAGCCUUCCUAUACAGUCCUGAGAAAGUGUGCAAAAUUAUUGUGGUGUGCUGCAUACUUCACAAUAUUGCUAUCAUGAAAAAUAACACUAUAGACGUUGCUCAGGACCUCAGACCUAAUGAUCAAAACGAAGACCAAAUGGAAGACGGCAACACAAUAGAAGGGAAAGCGCAGAGAGAGCGGGUUAUAAAAGAGUUUUUUACAGCUUGAACUUGAAUUGUUGAAACAACCCCAACAAUCAGCAAUACUAGUCUUCGACUCCGUGCCUGGAUGUUUGAUGCCAUUGUUUUUAGUUUGCAUGAUCAUAGGCAGUAGUUUUAGGCUGAAGUGACCAAAAAGUUUUAACUAUUUUACAAAAAUUUCCAUUCAUCCCGUACUAUUGGGAUGAUGGGAAUUUCAUGUCCAAGAACUUCCUGGGGGUGGGGGAUCUUUAAAGUCUGUAAGAAAGUAUAAAUUAUAUAAAACAUAGACUUUGUUUUGCAUGGUCUGCUUUCCCAUUUUUUUUUAUUAUAUUUUUUCAGUCUGCUUUUCUUUUUGUUCUGAACCGUUACUGUAAGCCUUUUUAGACAUAUUAUUUUAAUGUACUUUUAAGAUAUACCCUAAAUAAACUUUUUUUUUCU
Messenger RNA from Spea bombifrons (plains spadefoot toad), 1794 nucleotides. It is a transcript of the gene MTERF4, whose product is annotated as mitochondrial transcription termination factor 4. Gene Ontology annotation, molecular function: double-stranded DNA binding. The record is from RefSeq and is a predicted model, not a curated record. The transcript is spliced from 5 exons. Gene Ontology annotation, biological process: regulation of DNA-templated transcription; mitochondrial ribosome assembly. NCBI's taxonomy places the organism in Eukaryota, Metazoa, Chordata, Amphibia, Anura, Pelobatidae. Gene Ontology annotation, cellular component: mitochondrion. The coding region runs from base 251 to 1384 and encodes 377 amino acids.